This is a messenger RNA of Oncorhynchus tshawytscha (Chinook salmon), 4045 nucleotides long. Its product is annotated as complement factor H-like. Bases 117 to 3302 code for a protein of 1061 amino acids. The record is from RefSeq and is a predicted model, not a curated record. Lineage: Eukaryota; Metazoa; Chordata; Actinopteri; Salmoniformes; Salmonidae. The transcript is spliced from 20 exons.
UGUCUUCAGUGCUCCCUGGGGGCUGGAACUCUGUAGACAAACAUUAACUUUGGGAUAGACACUCUAUAUUUAUCUUCUACUCCUUCCAUUUUUACUGCAUCUAGCAUUUGAUCAACAUGAAAUCAUCUCUGACUCUACUGUGUCUGGUGGUAUGGGUGAAUGUGGAUGCUUCAUCAGCUCAGACUGAGUAUUGUGGUAAGCCUGAGGGUGAAGGGAGGAGAAUGCUGCCGAUUCCUGAUCGAGAACGUUAUGAAAAUGGGGACCAAGUGGAGUAUGGAUGUCUUGCAACUUGUAAGAACGGAGAGUGGGAUAAGACCUUCAAGGGCAAAGAUUCCUGUAGUAAACCUGAGGGUGCAGACACCAGAAUGCUGCUGAUUCCUGACCGAGAGAGAUAUGAAAAUGGGGACAAAAUAGAUUAUGGAUGCCUUAGCGGCCCAAACAGAGGCUCAAGAGGAAAAGCAACUUGCAAGAACGGAGAGUGGAGUAAGACAAUCGAGUGUCAAGCAGCAUUUGCUAAAUGUGCGUUGUCAUUGCCACCAACAAGAGGAACCAGUUACAGACCUGCUGACAGAAAUCUGUUCUUGCCUGAUGAACGUGUAACGGUGACCUGUGACUCAGGAUUCUGGAACUUUUUCUCACGUCAGACUGAAAAUACAAUAACAUGCAAAGAGGACGGAAAGUGGUCAUCUUCUACAGAUUGUGAACGGAUAACAUGUGGUGAUCCACGUGACCCUCUUGUGAGUUCUCCCUACUACUGGCAGCGGGGUCAAUUGAGAGGAACUCAGCGUUACAACUGUAGAACCGGAUUUAAAACCACAAAUGCCCGGGGUGUUGCCACAUGCACAAGUGAUGGCUCCUGGACUCCAGAACCACUCUGUGAAGAGAUUACAUGUGACAAGCCAGAUAUCCUAAAUGCUGUGAUUAAAGACCCGAAAACAAGAUACAAAAUCAAUGAUCUGCUCACUUAUGAGUGUAAGAUGUAUUAUGAACUAUUGGACAGUACUACCAGACCUACUGCUACCUGUACUACAAAUGGCUGGACCAAGACACUUGGCUGUAAAGAAGUGAAAUGUAAUUUAUCAUUGCCACCAACAAGAGGAACCAGUUACAGACCUGCUGACAGAAAUCUGUUCUUGCCUGAUGAACGUGUAACGGUGACCUGUGACUCAGGAUUCUGGAACUCUUUCUCACAUCAGACUGAAAAUACAAUAACAUGCAAAGAGGACGGAAAGUGGUCAUCUUCUACAACAGAUUGUGAACGGAUAACAUGUGGUGAUCCACGUGACCCUCUUGUGAGUUCUCCCUACUACUGGCAGCGGGGUCAAUUGAGAGGAACUCAGCGUUACAACUGUAGAACCGGAUUUAAAACCACAAAUGCCCGGGGUGUUGCCACAUGCACAAGUGAUGGCUCCUGGACUCCAGAACCACUCUGUGAAGAGAUUACAUGUGACAAGUCAGAUAUCCUAAAUGCUGUGAUUAAAGACCCGAAAACAAGAUACAAAAUCAAUGAUCUGCUCACUUAUGAGUGUAAGAUGUAUUAUGAACUAUUGGACAGUACUACCAGACCUACUGCUACCUGUACUACAAAUGGCUGGACCAAGACACUUGGCUGUAAAGAAGUGAAAUGUAAUUUAUCAUUGCCACCAACAAGAGGAACCAGUUACAGACCUGCUGACAGAAAUCUGUUCUUGCCUGAUGAACGUGUAACGGUGACCUGUGACUCAGGAUUCUGGAACUCUUUCUCACAUCAGACUGAAAAUACAAUAACAUGCAAAGAGGACGGAAAGUGGUCAUCUUCUACAACAGAUUGUGAACGGAUAACAUGUGGUGAUCCACGUGACCCUCUUGUGAGUUCUCCCUACUACUGGCAGCGGGGUCAAUUGAGAGGAACUCAGCGUUACAACUGUAGAAGCGGAUUUAAAACCACAAAUGCCCGGGGUGUUGCCACAUGCACAAGUGAUGGCUCCUGGACUCCAGAACCACUCUGUGAAGAGAUUACAUGUGACAAGCCAGAUAUCCUAAAUGCUGUGAUUAAAGACCCGAAAACAAGAUACAAAAUCAAUGAUCUGCUCACUUAUGAGUGUAAGAUGUAUUAUGAACUAUUGGACAGUACUACCAGACCUACUGCUACCUGUACUACAAAUGGCUGGACCAAGACACUUGGCUGUAAAGAAAUAGAGGGAGCAUGUAUCAACCCAACUGUGAUGAAUGGAUUCCUAGUUCAGUCAAAUGUGAGGAAUGUUGAUCCCAGGAAAAGCAAGAUAUACUCUUCCUGCAAUGUAGGGUUCAAACCCUCUACCGGGGGUUGGUGGGGUGAAGCCACAUGUACUGAGGGAACAUGGUCUGGAAUAUUAGAGUGUAUUGAUCAAUCACAAUGUGUCAGAAUCCCUGUCAUUCCCAACACAAGAAAGGUACCUCACAGUGAAGUCUAUAACAAUGAACAAACUGUUACAAUUGAUUGCAAAGUUGGAUACACAUCUGAAAAUAAGACUAUAAAAUGUAAGGAUGGAGAAUGGCAAACACCGUUACCAGCUUGUACACUGCAAGGCGUUCCAUGUGAUCCUCCACCUAAAGUUGAAAAUGCAAUUGUUAAAAUCCUGUAUAAAAAUAAAUAUAUAGAGGGAUUUGAAGUGAAUUAUGAAUGUCGCAAGUCCUUUGAAAUAGAGGGACAUAAAAAACUUACUUGUGAAAAUGGGAGAUGGACAACUUCACCACCAACAUGCAAACAGUACUGUGGUAAGCCUGAGGGCACAGGGGGGAGAAUUGAGAUUCCUGACCAAGUGCUGGAGAGAUACGAAAAUGGGAACCAAAUAGACUAUACAUGCAUUAGCCCAUACAAAGGCCCUGGAGGAAAAGCAACUUGCAAGAAUGGAGAAUGGCACAUGCCAGUUGAGUGUAAUGCAACCUGUCCUGAUCCUCCUCCCAUUACUAAUGGAGAUUUCACCAAGGAAAAGAGAGAUGUUGAAGGUGUAAUUACAGAGGUGUCCUACCAAUGCAGCAGACAGUAUACACUGAGUUUCACAGGCAGCAUCAGAUGUCUGAAUGGAAAAUGGCCGAGUCCUCCAAAGUGUUUAUGGCCUUGUGAGAUUUCCACUUUUGAUGCAGAGUACAAUCUACAGAAUUUACCCAAGAAUGAUUAUACUGCGCACGGUGAAAAAAAGACUCUUCAAUGCAAAGAGGGAUAUUACCAUAAAUUUAAACGUUAUUCACUAUGGAAUAUAGAAGAAAUUGAGGUGAAGUGUGAUGAUGGAGAGUUACAGUAUGGAGAACACAUACCUAUAUGUAGCCAUCGUUAUUCAUAGGUAGAUGAUGAACAUAAGGGAGUCAUGAUGUUCCCUCCAUCAAUUUCAAGAAUCCGUACAAAGCCACCUUUUUAUGCAAGGAGAAGACCCAUUUGCUUUUGUGGUGUCUGUCGCUUGUUUAAUUUAGAUUUAGAAGAAAUGUGAGCCAUCCAGUAAUGGAAUACAUGUGUCUUUUCAACAUUUGACAUUGUAUCAUCAUUGAAACAAAAUAACAGUAUCUUUCAAAUCAUAUCAGUCUCAGCUUCACUAUAAUAACAGUACAGCUAUCUAAAGCUAGACUAAAAUGGUACAUUUGUUGUAUUAGUACAAAGUGAUGUGAUUGUGUGAAUAUCCUUCUAUCAAGUUUAUAAAUUGCCUGGCUGGGCUGAUGAGACAGUGGAUUGCGCAGUCAGUUGGAACAGAGUAAAUAGGCAUUUUAACAUCAUAGAUUUAGCCGGUGGUAGCUUGUGGAAUAGGCACCGGCUGGAAUGCGGUCUUAACCAAUCAGCAUUCAGGAUUAGACCGACACGCUCUAUAAUGUGUGAAUAUUCUCCUGUAUCUCCCAGCUGUGUGAUUCAUUACCUCAAGGUGUAAUAUAAGUGAACAACUGUUAUGAUUGUGAUUGACCUUAUCAAGACAAUAAAGCUGUGGAAAAGAGACGACAUGUUGUCUCCAUGAGUCUUUACAAGGCUACAGUACAACAGAAUAAGAUUUACAGAUGUUAACCUAACAAAUGCACAUUAAAGCUGACAAACUAUUUCUCA